Pterocles gutturalis (yellow-throated sandgrouse) is the source of this 471-nucleotide messenger RNA. RefSeq names its product kinesin heavy chain isoform 5C-like. Gene Ontology annotation, molecular function: ATP binding; microtubule motor activity; microtubule binding. The record is from RefSeq and is a predicted model, not a curated record. The transcript is spliced from 6 exons. Gene Ontology annotation, biological process: microtubule-based movement. NCBI's taxonomy places the organism in Eukaryota, Metazoa, Chordata, Aves, Pterocliformes, Pteroclidae. The annotation marks the transcript as partial.
CAGGUCUACCAUGCCUGUGCCAUGCAGAUCGUCAAGGAUGUGCUCGCUGGGUAUAAUGGCACCAUCUUCGCCUACGGGCAGACAUCAUCGGGCAAGACCCACACCAUGGAGGGCAAGCUGCACGACCCCCAGCAGAUGGGCAUCAUCCCACGCAUCGCCCAGGACAUCUUCAACCACAUCUACUCCAUGGACGAAAACCUUGAGUUCCACAUCAAGGUUUCUUACUUUGAAAUUUAUCUGGACAAGAUCCGGGACCUGCUGGACAUGACCAAGACCAACCUGUCGGUGCACGAGGACAAGAACCGGGUUCCCUAUGUCAAGGGCUGCACCGAGCGCUUCGUCUCCAGCCCCGAGGAGAUCCUGGACGUGAUCGAUGAGGGGAAAUCCAACCGGCACGUGGCUGUCACCAGUGAGCGCCCUGGGGACACGGGGACGCGGGGCACUGGGCGAUGGGGGGGCAGUGAUGUGCAG